AUGACGGACGUUAUAACCGAAAGUUGGUUGUAUUACGUGUUAGUGGUCCUGAUGCUGAUACCGGUCUAUAUGUUGUUUACUCUCUUGAAGUUUUUCGGUUGGAAAUUGUUUGUUAACAAUUAAUCCCUAUCACAGGCAACGGCUCACACACUCCGACACACACAUACAACCAGGGCCAGACCUAUCAAUUACCCACCAACGACCCAGAUUCGCCAGUGUAUUGUGUGCGUGUGAAUGUUUAUGUGUGUGUAUUGGUUUCUGGCUGGUUAUGUGCCAUUGGAAAAAGGACAUUAAUCCGCAUACAAAAUUCCCUGAAAUAAAUUGGAAAUUAACUCAACAAAAACUAUUCGAAAUCCCGACCGCAUCAAGACACCACAGGACCUGUAAGGAACUCUGUUUCACCACUUCCAUUAACAAUUUUACGCCAUAAUCAUUCCCUAAAUCCCCCAAGAAGAUAUCGAAAACAUUUUCAUCGAAUUUGUAAGAAGCUAGUAAAGCGUUGUGAAUCUCCGUUCUGCAAACGACUUCAGGGAAUUUGUAAAUGAUAUAUGGCAUGUUGUGGCUUGUCCUUGAAGAACGUAUUCUAUUGACAUUACAACAUUAGUGUUGCGAACAUUAAAUCGAUGCCGAAAAAAGGGCAUCACCAUCAACCAUCCAUCCGCAGCAUCUGAAAUUGAAUUAAAGCAUUGAAAAUUAUUGCAUUAUCAACAUUGUGACGACCUAGCCGCUUUCAUAUAAUCCAUGUUGUUGCCAUCGCCGCUGAUGCUGUUGCUACCAUUUCAAGCGAUAUCGUUAUUGUUGUUGUUGCUAUCAUAGCUAAAUGUACAAAGCCUAGUUAUAGUUGUAGUUCGUAGUGUUAACGCCGGCCGGCCACCUUAACCAGAGUGUAGUUUUGAUUUGUGGCUUGCGGAAAAGUAAACGCCAACCACGCGCCAACAACAUACACCGACCCAAGACACACACACCCACA
This is a messenger RNA of Musca domestica (house fly), 970 nucleotides long. RefSeq lists its product as uncharacterized. The transcript is spliced from 2 exons. NCBI's taxonomy places the organism in Eukaryota, Metazoa, Arthropoda, Insecta, Diptera, Muscidae. The record is from RefSeq and is a predicted model, not a curated record. Bases 1 to 123 code for a protein of 40 amino acids.